Messenger RNA from Protopolystoma xenopodis, 225 nucleotides. Lineage: Eukaryota; Metazoa; Platyhelminthes; Monogenea; Polystomatidea; Polystomatidae. The record is from the annotation of a GenBank genome assembly.
AUGCGAAUUCGGACUGUUUUACGACCGGAACUGGUUAAUUCAGCUCAGGUCUCGGAGCUGAGGCAGCCCGACCUCAGACUCUUUGGUCGGUCCGACAGUCUGGGAUGCGAAGCUGUACCAAACACCUCUUAUGAGCUAGACGCUGAUUUGUCGGGCUCGGAAGUGAAGAGACGCUGGCUGACAUUGAUAGGCCUCGGACCAGGCAAGAACAGCCGUCUCGAGUGA